Drechmeria coniospora is the source of this 2703-nucleotide messenger RNA. RefSeq lists its product as uncharacterized. The transcript has 3 exons. Lineage: Eukaryota; Fungi; Ascomycota; Sordariomycetes; Hypocreales; Ophiocordycipitaceae. The coding region runs from base 1 to 2703 and encodes 900 amino acids. Gene Ontology annotation, biological process: regulation of DNA-templated transcription. The record is from RefSeq and is a predicted model, not a curated record. Gene Ontology annotation, molecular function: protein binding; histone H3K36 methyltransferase activity. Gene Ontology annotation, cellular component: nucleus; chromatin; chromosome.
AUGGAGGAUGACGACUCCGUCACACACACGAUGAGCAUGGUCAAGCUGGAGGUGGGCGCGGCCAAUGGUCCAUUGGCCGGCAUGGAUCACGGAGGCUCGAUGCAAACUCCCUACGCGACGAAUGGCCAUUCCCCGUCUCCCUCGGCCUCGCUCAACGGUUUGAAAUCGCGCACCGACGAUGCCGACACAUCCAUCUCCGUCUCCGCCCCCGUCUCCUCGAAGCCCCCUACUCUGUCUCGCAAAUCCUCACAAAAGUUGGCGAACCGCGAGCCCCAGCUGUUCGAUCAUCUUCCCGACGCAACCUCGGAUUCUUGCAAAACCUUCCAAGUCAUCCCUGACUGUCUGUACGGGUCCAAAAACUUGGGCUCCACAGACCACGAUGCUCUCGACUGCGACUGUCGAGAAGAAUGGCGUGAUGGCGAGAAUGCCGCCUGCGGCGAGGACUCCGACUGCAUCAACCGCGCCACCAAGAUGGAGUGCAGCGCCGACACCGGAAACUGCAGCGGCGGCUGCCACAACCAGAGAUUCCAGAGAAAGCAAUGGGGCAGCGUCUCCGUCAUCAGGACGGCCAAGAAGGGCUUCGGCCUCCGUGCCGACGUCCAACUUCACGCCAACGAGUUCAUCUACGAGUACAUUGGCGAGGUCAUCAACGAGCCAACCUUCCGGCGGCGCAUGCUGCAGUAUGACAACGAGGGCAUCAAGCAUUUCUACUUCAUGUCUCUCAACAAGAGCGUGUUUGUCGACGCAACCAAGAAGGGAAAUCUCGGCCGCUUCUGCAACCACUCCUGCAGCCCCAACUGCUACGUCGACAAGUGGGUCGUCGGCGACAAGCUUCGCAUGGGCAUAUUCGCCUUGCGCAGCAUCCGCGCCGGCGAAGAGCUCGUCUUCAACUACAACGUUGACCGCUACGGCGCCGACCCUCAACCAUGCUACUGCGCCGAGCCGAACUGCGUGGGCUUCAUCGGCGGCAAGACGCAGACGGAGCGCGCCACCAAGCUGCCGGCAGCGAUCGUCGAGGCCCUCGGCAUCGACGACUCGGAUGGUUGGGACACGGCCGUGGCCAAGAAGCCUCGCAAGAAGCGCCCGGAUGAGGACGACGAGGAAUACGUCAACAGCAUCCAGCCGCGCAGCCUCGACGACGACGACGCCCGCAAGGUCAUGGCCGCCCUCAUGCAAUGCAAGGAAAAGUGGAUCGCCGUCAAGCUGCUCGAGCGCAUACAGCGAUGCGACGAGGAACGUGUCAUCCAUUGCGUCGUUCGCAUGCAUGCCUAUCAAAUACUCAAGACGAGCCUCAACACCUUCAUCGAGGACCACAACGUCGUGCUGCAGGUGCUCGAAAUCUUGGACAAGUUCCCCCGCCUGACGAGGAACAAGAUUCAAGAUUCCAACAUCGAGACGACGAUCGAGUCCCUCGGCAAGUCGGAGCAUGAAGCUGUCGCUUCGCGAUCGAAGCAGCUGCUCGACGAUUGGAGCAAGCUGGAGGUGGCCUAUCGCAUCCGACGACGCAAGGUCGACCCCAACGCGCCCGUCCAGAACUUGUACGAGCAACGUCGCGGCGGCCAGCCUCGCGAUGAGGAUACGGCUCAGCUGACGCCCAAGACGGUAUCGCCCCGCCCCAUCGAUGCACCCAAGGGGCCGCGUAGCAGCGUGCCGCAGAGGAACAACUCGCUCUACUUCAACGCUCAGCGCCAGCGGCGCCCGCCCCUGCCGGACGGCUGGUUCGCCGCCAAGGACGAUCGAGGCAACACCUACUUUUACACCAAAUCCGGCAUGACGACCUGGCAGCGACCAACGCUCCCGGCAACCGACGCCGCACAGAGGGGCCCCUCCAAGGCUAUGCAGGAACAACUCGCGAUUCAAAGCAUCAUUGACAGGGUCACCAAGGAAGGAACCCCGAAACAGACGCCCUCGCAGCCCAAGGAGGCCGUCGAGACACCUUCGAAGGAGUCCAAGAGGGACAAGUGGAGAACCUUACCGCUCGAGAAGCAGAUGAAAAUUUACGAAAAUACGGUAUUCCCACCCGUCAAGCACGUGUUAGACAAGUUCCGCCACAAAUUACCAAAGGAUGAACUGAAGAGAUUGGGCAAAGAAAUCGCCAAGAAGCUGGUCGCAUCGGACUACAAGAACAACAGAGUCGAAGAUCCGACGGUGAAGUUGAGCGAGAAGCAGGUGCAGAAGAUCAAGAAGUACGUGGCCGACUUUUUGAGCCGCGCCGUGGAAAAGUUUGAUGCACACCGGAAACAGAGAGGCACGAAGGACAAGCUUGAUUCGAACAGGCCAUCUCACCUGGAAGAAGGCGCCUCCCAGGACGCAUCUUUGGACGACCUGGGGCCUGCGGACGACGGAAACGAUGCGCUCGAUACGCCGCCUAGCGAUGCCGGCUCCCCCGAUAGCCAAGAUCGCAAGCGGAAGCGCGACGCCGACCUUGUCGAAUCUGCCGCCCCGACGCCGUCCGAAGGCCCUGAAAUGAAGAGGGUCAAAGCCGAGGAGGGGAACAAACCCCACCAGCCCCCUCCGCCCCCUCCGCCGCCCGAGUCGGCGCCGGGGGAGGGGAUGACGGACGAACAGCGAGACCUACAGGAACAGGAGGAAGCGCUCAUGAGAGAAAACGAAGAGGCUCAGAGGCUUGAGGACGAGGCCAACAGUACCAAGAUGGAGGAAGUGUCAGAAGACACGCGAACAGGCAUCACCCUCACGGCGUGA